UAAUAGUAAGGAAUGCCCAGCAUCUUUUGGAUGUGAUCUUUGUCGCAACAAAAGUCCCAAGUCUUUUUUGUCUGCGUUCCUUGGGAAGCCUCAAAAGUCCAAAGGCAAGCCAAUCAGAGAGCUCAUCUAGCUCCAAAAUGGGAUGUGGCUCACAAUUCUUAUGAAUAUGCUUUCUGUAGCUCUCAUUUGUAUUCUUUUCUUAAAUUCUUGUUUGUUGCUCCUUCCCCUUCUUUCUGUAUUGCUUAGAAAAAAAAGGGACCAAGUUUUCUUCUAGCAUUUUUCUGUAAUUAUUAACUGCGUUACAGCAAGUUAUACAGAGGGAUAUAUGAGUAGCAUGUCGAGGAAGCCAUGGCUCUUAUUUGCUCUGCUUCUAAUCAUGUCUUAUUACAGAGCAUGCUUCUCCAUAGUUGGUGAUACACUUUCACCAGGUCACUCUCUUUCUCAUUCAAAGAGAGAGACAAUAGUAUCUAAAGGUAGCAAAUUUGAGCUGGGUUUCUUCAAACCAGGCACUUCAUCAAAAAUCUACCUGGGCAUAUGGUAUAAAAGGUUUCAUGAGGAAAUUGUUUGGGUAGCAAACAGAGAAAACUCUUUGUCUGACCCAUCUUCCUCAAGACUUUACCUUUCAGAAAAUGGCAAUCUACUUCUUUUUGAAGGUUCCUCCGAGAUCCCAGUUUGGUCAACAAAUUUCACAUUUCCCCAGUCAAAUAUAACUGAAGCAGUACUUGGUGAUGAUGGAAAUUUUGUUUUGAGAGGUAGAUCGAACACGUCUUCUAUAUUUUGGGAGAGUUUCGACCAUCCAACCGAUACAUUGCUGCCAGGUGCGAAGCUUGGGAUCAAGAAGGUCAUUUCUUGGAAAAAUUCAGAAGAUCCAGCACCUGGUGUGUUCUCCUUGGGGUUAAACCCAAAUGGAAGCAGUCAGUUUUUCUUAGAGUGGAACAGAUCCCAAAUCUAUUGGAGUUCGGAAAUUUGGGAUGGAAUGUCUCCCAGCAAAUUUUCUGAAACGAGCCCUCUAUUCAACUACACUUUUGUGUCAAGUAAAAAUGAAAGUGAGAGAUAUUUUUCUUACUCUCUUCGUAAUCCUUCUUCUACCUUUGCUAGAUAUCGAAUUUACCAAACAGGACAGGCUAGGUCACUGGUGUGGCUGUCUGGCGUUUCCAUUUGGAGUAUAUUUGCGUCUGCACCGACGAACCUAUCUGAUGUCUAUGCUGUGUGUGGUGCAUUUGGCGUGGUACAAUACCCUGACAAUUUCUCAAACCCUUGUGAGUGUCUAAAAGGUUUCAAACCAUUUUCGAUGGAAGAGACCAGACUAAAUGAUUGGUCAGGCGGCUGUGUGAGGAAAUCUCCUUUGCAAUGUGAGAAUAAUACGUAUGCUAAUGGCAAAAAAGAUUGGUUCAUGAAAAUAUCAAUCAUGCGAUUGCCUGUUUAUUCGAAAGCAUAUUUGGCCGAGAAUGCUAGCAGAUGUGAAUUGGGUUGCAUGAAAAAUUGUUCUUGCGCAGCUUAUGCUUAUAAUAGGAGUGGGUGUAUGAUUUGGGAAGGACCUCUUUUAAACUUACUGCAACUCCCAAAUGGUGGCAAGAUUGGACAAGAUAUCUAUCUCAGAGUUUCUGCUCAUGAGUAUCCAGAUCAACAUACCAAAGAAUCAGGCCAAAAAUGGAGAGUGUGGGUAGCUGUGCUGAUCCCUGCAGCAGGGCUUAUCUUAUGCCUCUCAAUUUUCUUUUCAUGCAAACACAAAGGACAGAGCCCUUCAAGUAAUAAUCUACUAUUAUUUGAUUUUGAUACUGAACUCCAUGCAAUCAAUGAUGGAAUGAACACCAAAAAUCAUAUGAAGAAACGAGAGAAGAAGGUUGCUGAGUUACCACUAUUCAGUUAUAAGAGUGUAUUAGCUGCAACAAAUAAUUUCUCAGCUAUGAAUAAACUUGGAGAAGGAGGUUUUGGACCUGUCUACAAGGGAAAAUUACUUAGAGGACAAGAAAUUGCAGUGAAGAUGCUUUCAAAAAGAUCUGGACAGGGAAUUGAGGAGUUCAGAAAUGAGACAAUACUAAUUGCAAAACUCCAGCAUAAAAAUCUUGUUAGAAUCUUGGGUUGUUGUAUCGAGCGAGAUGAAAAGAUAUUAAUAUAUGAGUACAUGCCCAAUAAAAGUUUGGACUACUACCUUUUUAAUCCAACCAAGAAAGAAAUGUUAGGUUGGGAGGCACGCAUACGCAUUAUUGAAGGGAUCGCUCAAGGGCUUCUUUAUCUUCAUCAAUAUUCAAGGUUACGAAUCAUACAUAGAGAUCUAAAACCAAGUAACAUUCUCCUGGAUGGUGAAAUGAAUCCAAAAAUAUCAGAUUUUGGCUUGGCUCGAAUAGUUGGAGGCAAUGAAACACAGGCAAACACAAACCGAGUUGUUGGAACUUAUGGCUAUAUGUCUCCCGAAUAUGCAAUGGAUGGUUUGUACUCAAUAAAGUCUGAUGUGUUUAGCUUUGGAGUAUUGGUGUUAGAGAUUGUGAGCGGCAGGAAGAACACUAGCUUCUAUAACAACGAGUUACUCAAUCUUCUUAGAUAUGCUUGGGAGUUGUGGAGAGAUGAUCGAAGUUUGGACUUGAUGGAACCAACAAUAGGAUAUGCUUCUUUCACUUCUAUUCUGUUGAGGUUCAUUAACAUUGGCCUUCUUUGUGUCCAAGAAAGCCCAACUGAUCGACCUACCAUGUCUGAUGUAAUCUCAAUGAUUAGCAAUGAACAUGCACCUCUACCUACACCUAAGCGACCAGCGAUUUUCACAGGAAGAAAUAUAAUGGACACAAAUUCAAUAGUUGACAGUACAGGAAAUUGCUCCAAAAAUAGUGUAACUAUUUCAGCAAUGGAAGCCCGAUGAUUGAUUCCUAUGUGAGAGAAAAGAAAUGUUGGAGAAGCAAUCUUUUCAUCCUAAUUUGUAUGCAUGUUGAUAUGCUACAUAAUUGUCACUAAAUGUUGUCUUAGUUCACUCAUUUUAGUUUU
Messenger RNA from Corylus avellana, 2976 nucleotides. RefSeq names its product receptor-like serine/threonine-protein kinase SD1-6. Gene Ontology annotation, cellular component: plasma membrane. Gene Ontology annotation, molecular function: protein serine/threonine kinase activity; ATP binding. The record is from RefSeq and is a predicted model, not a curated record. Gene Ontology annotation, biological process: protein phosphorylation; recognition of pollen. NCBI's taxonomy places the organism in Eukaryota, Viridiplantae, Streptophyta, Magnoliopsida, Fagales, Betulaceae.